Messenger RNA from Darwinula stevensoni, 3583 nucleotides. NCBI's taxonomy places the organism in Eukaryota, Metazoa, Arthropoda, Ostracoda, Podocopida, Darwinulidae. The record is from the annotation of a GenBank genome assembly.
GCUCCAAGAGGGCGACUCGCAUGUGACUCGUGGAGUGGAGGAAAAGGCGCUCGUAACCCGAAGUUUCUGGUGUUACAAGUUUUGCCGUUGAUAUUGGUCUUGAGUUGGUUAUUAGGCAAAAUUUCAACCAGAUUGACACAUUUUGCAUUAACCCAAAGUUAAAAAAAAAAAUCAGAUGCCUUCUCCCGAGGAACUUCCACGUUCGUGCUAUGGACUGAGUUUCGGUAAUUCGUCGAUGACGAUUGCAUCUUGUGGAAUGACAGAUCACAAGACUCAUGUCCUGGCAAAUAGUCAUGGGGAGAGACAAACGCCUUCAUUCAUUUGUAUGACUCCAGGAGACAAUGUGACCGGUACACCAGCCAAGCAGGGGAUGAGUCGGAACGGAGCCGAUACCGUCUUCGGCGUGAAGCGCCUCCUCGACAACCCCGUCCACGUGUCCUCCCCCGUGACUCCCUUUCAUGCCUCCUACCGGGGCAAGGUGACCAAGGAGGGAGGGAUGGUGUUCUUCACUGGUGAAUCGGACAAGAGGGGGACCAAGCACACGCUCGAUGAGAUUCUCGUCCUGCUCUUCCAGGAAAUGCACAGUGUUGGGGAUAGUCAUCGAGGUGGAAGCGGAAGGAAAGCUGAGGAGAAGAUCCCCCUUGUUGUGGCUGUCCCAUGGACCUGGGGGAAAGACUUACGCUUGAGAAUCAAGGAAGCAGGGACCAAAGCGGGCUUUCACGUCCUUCAAACCAUCAGUGAACCGUGUGCUGCUGCACUUGCCUUUCAGCUUGGACAACACAGUCAAUCAGCUUCAGGGAAAUGCAUGGUGGUUCGAGUUGGAGGACAGAGCUCAGACGUGAGUGUCUUGGACUAUACGGGGGGCUUUUACUCCAUCCUUUCUCAGGAGACCUCACAUGCCUUUCAUGGAGAUGCUGUCACUGGCAUCCUUUGUGAUCAUCUGGCAGAAGACUACUCUUCGAAGUGGGGAGGAGAUCCACGAAAGAACCCCCGGUCAUACCUGAAGCUCCUGCUUGCGGCUGAGAACUGCAAGCACGUCUUGUCUUCCAUGCAGACGGCAUCGUGCUUCCUCGAAUCUCUGUAUGAGGGCAUCGAUUUCAAUGCUAGUCUCUCUCGUCCCCGUCUGGAGAGUCUGAUUGCUCCUUAUCUUCCUCAACUGGGGGAUCUCCUGCACCAUGCACUCACCAAGGCCAAUCUGAACUCCUCAGAUAUUGACACAGUGAUCUUGUGUGGAGGAGGUUGCCGGAUUCCUCGUAUUCAAUCCUUUGUGGCAUCCCAGUUCCCAGAGGCAGAAGUGCUGGGUGGGACUGAGCCCGAAGCUGUGCUUGCAGAGGGAGCAUCCAUUGAGGCUGCCAUCUUGUGUCAACACAGGGAAGAGAGCACGUGCCACGAUGAUGGUUUGGUGCUGGGACUUGCAGCAGACGUGCUCAGCCUGUCACGCCCGUUGUUGCUCCAGGUGGACGAAGAGUGGAGAGAGGUGUUUCCAGCAGGGUCUCCUGUCCCCUCACAUUGGACAGGGUGUGUCCCUGCAGAAGGGAGACAGAGUGUUUCACUCAAGGCUUGGGAGGGCAAGAAUGGUUCCUUGCUCUCAACGAUGUCUCUCAGUGGCCUGGCUCCUGAGUCAGAGAUUCACAUCUCCUGUCACCUUCAAGGUUUGGGGUCAUUGGACAUCACAGCCAUGGAUAGCGUCUCCAAUGAGUCUGUCAACUGUCAAGAGCAGAUAGCGAGGCAGUUCGUGCUCCCAGAACGUCAGAGCAAGAUCAACUUCUUGCUCAGUGGAGGUGGGGAGGGGCCCUCGCGGGAGAGGCGGGACUCCAGCGGGCCCCCCUCGGGGGUUGGCACCCUCUACUGCAUCUGCCAGACCGAUGACACAUCUCGAUUCAUGAUAUCAUGUGACAGAUGCUACGAUUGGUUCCAUGGGGACUGCAUUGGGAUCACGGAGCGGGAUGCCAAGAACAUCCGAAAGUAUUUCUGUCAAGACUGCCGGCUUCGGGAUCCUCGGCUGGACAUUCGUUACAAGGACAAGGGGGAAAAGCGCAAGAAAAUGCGUGGGGAGUCAAAUCGGAGCUGUGGGCAGUGUAUGGCAUGUCAUCGAACAGAGGACUGCGGGCGCUGUGACUUCUGCAAGGACAUGAAGAAGUUUGGGGGACCCAACAAGAUCCGCCAGAAGUGUAGACUCCGGCAGUGCUUGAAUUUGGGAAUGAUGCAGUGGGGAGGAGGUAGAGGAUCCCCAGAACACAAGUCCUCAGGAUCUGUGUUACGUGAGGCCAACUACAGUGAUGAAGAUGUUUGGGAGCCUGCCAAGAUUAAACGACCAGCAAAGCCUGCUCACACACCUUCCAAAUCGAAGGGAAAAAGUGGUGGAUCAAGUGGGAAAUGGAAGGCUGGAUACUCGCAGAGGAGGAAGCGCCGCCCGUCAUCCUCGUCCUCAGAAAGUGAGGAAGAUCUCUCUGCUUCUGAACCAAGGCAGUGCUAUGGUCCUGGCUGCACGUCUUCUGCUCGCCCGCACUCCAAGUACUGCAGCGAUGAAUGCGGGAUCAAGUUGGCCACUGCUCGUAUUUAUCAGAUCCUGCCCCAGAGGCUGCAGGAGUGGCAGCUGACCCCAUGUAAAGCUGAUGAUCUGAGCAAGAGGGCAUUGGAGGAUGUCCGCAAGAAGCAGAUCGAAGCCCAGAACAAGCUCAGGGAACUUGAUGACAAAAUCCAGAAGUUGGAGGACCUGAUCAAGCGGGUGAAGCAACUGCCGAUCGACUCUCGGAACGAAGACGAAUCGGAGGAGUCUGCUGGAGAAGGUGGAGAGGGUGUGAUGUAUUGCAUCACGUGUGGACACGAAGUCCAGGUCCGGUCUGCUCCCCGCCAUCUUGAGAAGUGCUUCAAUAAGUACGAGAGCCAGACGUCAUUUGGCUCGGCCUACAAGACCCGUAUCGAGGGCAACAGCAUGUUCUGCGACUUCUACAACCCGCACACCCGCACCUACUGCAAGCGUCUGCGGGUCACCUGCUCCGAACACUAUCGAGAGCCCAAGACUUCUGACACUGAGGUUUGUGGCUGUCCACUGGUGCAGGACGUGUUCAAGGCAACAAAUGAAUACUGCCGUGUCCCGAAGAAGAAAUGCAACCGCCACUACCUGUGGGAGAGACUCCGGCGGGCUGAAAUUGACAUGGAAAAAGUCAAACAGGAGUCUGCUGGAGAAGGUGGAGAGGGUGUGAUGUAUUGCAUCACGUGUGGACACGAAGUCCAGGUCCGGUCUGCUCCCCGCCAUCUUGAGAAGUGCUUCAAUAAGUACGAGAGCCAGACGUCAUUUGGCUCAGCCUACAAGACCCGUAUCGAGGGCAACAGCAUGUUCUGUGACUUCUACAACCCACACACCCGCACCUACUGCAAGCGUCUGCGGGUCACCUGCUCCGAACACUAUCGAGAGCCCAAGACUUCUGACGCUGAGGUUUGUGGCUGUCCACUGGUGCAGGACGUGUUCAAGGCAACAAAUGAAUACUGCCGUGUCCCGAAGAAGAAAUGCAACCGCCACUACCUGUGGGAGAGACUCCGGCGGGCUGAAAUUGACAUGGAAAAAGUCAAACAGGAAUGA